Messenger RNA from Tripterygium wilfordii, 629 nucleotides. RefSeq names its product late embryogenesis abundant protein Lea5-like. The transcript is spliced from 2 exons. Gene Ontology annotation, cellular component: mitochondrion. The record is from RefSeq and is a predicted model, not a curated record. NCBI's taxonomy places the organism in Eukaryota, Viridiplantae, Streptophyta, Magnoliopsida, Celastrales, Celastraceae. The coding region runs from base 126 to 431 and encodes 101 amino acids. Gene Ontology annotation, biological process: response to stress.
UACGAGAACCCUAAUUUUCCUCUGAACACCAAAGCGAGCCGCUUUUAGCUACUGCAGGAGUGGUUCUUCUUAGGGAGAAGAAAAAAAGCUUCUGCAGCAGCAAUAUAUAAAUUAAAUUAAUAUAUAUGGCUCGCUCUGUAUCUAAUGCUAAGGUGGUUGUUGGUUCUGUAGUGAACGAUCUCUUUCUCUCCAUCUCCAGGAGGGGUUACACUGCUGGAACGCUGCCGGCAAGUCUUGGUAGGAGAGAGUCCAGACCAACUAUGGUGGGGAAAGCAGAAGAGAGCGCUGUGAUCAAGGAAGACUCUGGGGCCUCUACUGCAUGGGCCCCGGAUCCCAUCACUGGAUACUACAGACCUGCCAAUCAUGCGGCUGAGAUUGAUCCGGCAGAGCUUAGAGAAAUGCUGCUGAACCACCGGGGCAGAUCACAGUGAAGAACAUGGACCAUUGUGUGCUCUCAUCAGAUCCAAGUCUCAAGUCAAGUCCUUUUAUAUCAUCAUACUUAUAUUGACUUGGCCACAGCCUCAUAUGAUAAUUGAUAUGUAUUUCCUCUUUCGUCUCUGUUAUCUGAAUGAAUAUGACUACAUAUGACCCCCUUUUGGCUUUAUUAAUUUUUCAAGAGUUAUCGAUUA